AUGCCCGGCCUCCGACAGGCGCAAGCCUUCCACACAAACACCGACCGUCGCAGCGGCCAACCUCUCUCUCCUUCCGAACGCGAAAAGAUGCUGAAACCCUACCUUCCACGCGAAGCGAAUCUGUCCAAGAAGCAGCCCUCGUCUACCUCGUCCAAGAACAAUGGCCCACGCUUCCACCACCGCCAACGGGUCCGUCCUGCAAUGCGCCAUAUCCUACACAUCCUCCUCUUCAGCAUCAUACAUGCCGCUUUCUCGGCGUAUGUGAGGCUACGACAGCUUUGGCAUGCGGUGGUCGAUCGGGCACUGGCGGUUCUCUACUAUCAUCAUCGAACGCCAGAGUUGAUUCGACGGGAUGUGAAGGGCCUGAGCAGAGUGCCGAAUCACUUGAGUGUGAUUUUGGAUAUGGGAAAGAAGGACGGACUGGAGACCUUGUUGCAUGAUGCCUGCGAACUUGCGGCGUGGAGUGCGAGUGCUGGGAUACCAAUGCUCUCCAUCUACGAACGAACAGGUAAGACUAGAUCUAACAAGCACUUCCAGACUCCCACGUCGCUAAUGAAUUUUCUUGGAAAGGCAUCCUCAAAUCCCUCCAUCCCCACCUCCACCGCCAAAUCUCAAAAACCCUGACAUCCUACUACGGCGCUUCCUCGCCCAACAAACCCACCAUCUCCCUACGAUCGCCCAACCUCCCCUCCUACAGCCCUCCACACUCUCCCGAAAUCGCAAACGGAGGAGCAACUCCUCACAACCUCACAAUCCUCAUCCUCGACGCAACAGACGGCCGUCAAACUCUCGUCGACCUGACCAAAACUCUCACCGAAAUGUCCCAGAGCGGAAACUUGAGUCCCUCGGACAUCUCCACGGAACUCAUCGAUGCGGAGAUUAGUGAGAGCGUCAUGGGUGAGCCGGAUCUGCUCAUUGUGUUUGGGCCAAGAGUUGUCUUGGAGGGAUAUCCGCCUUGGCAGGUUCGCCUGACGGAGAUUUUCUACGCGCAGGACAAUGUGGGCGGUGUGGGGUACCAGAUAUUCUUGAGGGCUUUGUAUAAAUUUGCCAAGGCGGAGUUUAGAUUUGGGAGAUAG
This is a messenger RNA of Lecanosticta acicola, 1076 nucleotides long. NCBI's taxonomy places the organism in Eukaryota, Fungi, Ascomycota, Dothideomycetes, Mycosphaerellales, Mycosphaerellaceae. The record is from the annotation of a GenBank genome assembly.